Messenger RNA from Penicillium waksmanii, 768 nucleotides. RefSeq lists its product as uncharacterized. The transcript is spliced from 3 exons. NCBI's taxonomy places the organism in Eukaryota, Fungi, Ascomycota, Eurotiomycetes, Eurotiales, Aspergillaceae. The record is from RefSeq and is a predicted model, not a curated record. The coding region runs from base 1 to 768 and encodes 255 amino acids.
AUGAUGGCCAUGAUUCUUGUUCUUCAAGAAUCAGUCUGUGUAUCAACGAUCCAAUCUGAUCUCUACUCACCGCCUUCCGAGACUUCUAGUUCUACCCAGCUUUCUAUUAUUGAAUCAUUAAGCAAGAAGCCUAAACUAUCAAUAAUAGCUCAGCUUCAGGAGAACCUUUUACGGUGGUUUAUCAAGGAUAAAGUAGCAUUUACAACUAUUGAAUCACCUUCAUUCCGCCAAAUAUUCACCGAUCUUGGGCAUGAUGCAGCACUAUUUUCACGACAUACACUGAAACGAAGAAUUGAGGCUGAAUUUCAACGCCAGCGUCUACAAUUGAAGACAGAGCUAGCCUUGACAUGCAGGUCUAUUGCUCUAUCAUUAGAUGUCUGGACGAGCAAGAACAAUAUCUCUAUCAUCGCUAUUAUCGGCCAUUGGCUUACACCAGAGUUUACCUAUAAGCAAAAGGCCCUUGAAUUUGCAGAGCUAGACGGAGCUCAUAGUGGUGAAAACCUUGCCCAUGCAGUAUUUAAUAUGCUGUUAGAGCUUGAUCUUCAGACAAAGCUUCUUACAAUCACUGGUGAUAAUGCUAGUAAUAACGAAGCUAUGGUUUCACUCCUUUAUGAUCUACUACCUCCAGGCUCCCAGUUUCAUGGCCUUGGUAGUUAUAUUCGCUGUCUUGCUCAUAUCCUGAAUCUAAUUGUUAAGGAUAUCCUUCAUGUAUUAGACUCUGGUACUGCGCAAGAAGCUUCAAAAAUCUGUGAUCAUAUGAAGAACUAG